AUGGCAGAGACGAGCUCCCCGGAACAGGAGAAACCUGCGGGGCCAGUUCCGACUGCACAGGCUGAGGAAUGCCACAGGAAUGCGGCGGGUGUACCGGGCACGCCUCUCCGUCUACCCAGCCACUACCCCGAGCUGGGAUGCGGGACGAGAGGAGAGAUCGGGAAACAUCACCAGGGACACAUCACAGCUCUCCCCCCGCGGGACCCAGGCUACAGCCGCAUCCUGGACAAAACCCCCGACCCCCACACUGAAAGCCAAACAAGUCUUCUAAAGUUAGUGAGCUUGCCACGGCCAGUUCAGCAAGCAGGAGGCGUAGAAAGCAACCGAGAGAAUACAAGAAAAGUGGGAAUUGAUAACUUUGGGACAAUGAGCACUAGCAGCCAACUAGGAGCUGAAACUGCUGAGCACCUUUCCACAGAUGUGUCUUCUCAAAUUGCGGGGAGUCCUGACUCCUCACUUACCUCAAACAGCAGAGUGCAGCAACAGAGUAAUGGAGGGCCCAGUGACGACAGGAGUGGAAUGUCAGGAUCGCCAGAUAGCUUCUUGCGAUUGAGCAUUGCAGAUUCGAGAAACAAAGUUUCUGAAGGCAGUGUUGUGAAUGGAAGUGAUCUCCCUCUGUCAGGCAAUCCAACACAGAGCAGCAGUGCAGAACACAUUGGCAGCCACAGCACCAUGAAUUCGGUUCUGUACGUCAGGGAAAUUGGAAGUGAUUCAGCUCAGCAACCCAGCAAAGAGUCUCAACUUGAUAGAGGUGAUGUGUUGCAGAAUGUGAAUUCCUCUGGACGUGCUCAACUGAUAAAUACUCUCCAUCAACUGAACCCUGAUCAGAAUGGUCUUAUUUCUGAAAUGCGUCACUCUCCAAUUAGUGAGGAAAGUGUACCUGCCAGGUUGAAAUUGGAUCAAGUCCCUGGACCACAGCCAAUUAAAUCCCCUCUCCUAAAUUCUGAAAAUGGGUCACUUCAAAAAACUCUAAAAUACUCUUUGGACUCCUUCAAAGCCGACACCAUUGAAAAGCCUCUUCUCGAUUCAAAAACUGCUGUUGUUCAAAAUCCUGCAGAGGAUUCAAAAGACUUCCAGGCCAGAAGCUUCAUCGUAGUUAAUCCAGGGUCUCAAGCACAGACAUUCAGGUAUACAUCCGAGAAGACAGGUCAAGAGGAAAGUGGUGAUCAACAACUCCAACCAACUGGAAGCCUCAUUCUAGAGAAUGAACUGUCUUCCACUAACACCUUCAUUCAAAAUCAAAGAGACAAAUGGCCCGCAAAUGUCUCAGACGACCCUGAUGGUCUAUCAGAAAUAGAUGGGUUUGCAGAUGCCAUUCGUAACUUGGAUUCUCCAAUGCUCUUGAGUCGUAACAAAGGACCUAGAAACCAGAGAACACUUUGCAUCUCUCCUCCUUUUGCCACAUUGCCUCCAAUAGAAGAGGAUCAAACCAACCCAAAGAAUCCUCUAUCUUCUCCAAACGCUGAGAAACCACAGCAGCUGUCAGGCAUUCUGGUUACUGAUGGAAAGCCUUUGUCAAGCCUCCCUUCCCAACCUGUUUCACCAGUCCCUCGAAUAGAUUUCUCAAAGACUCCAAAAAAAGAAAUUCUCACCCCUCUGGAGAUGAUGAAGAUGCAACUCGAGGAGAAGCCCAGAAUUGGCAUCCAACGUGCAUCUGCGGAGAACAGCAUAGUUUUUCAAUCGAGUCUUCUGGGAAGGACCAACCUGGCAUUCAAUGCAAAUUCAGAAAACAAAGAGCCCCUUGGUGCAGAAAACAAAUGGUCUCGACUUAGUAACAGCAUGUUGUACUCCAACUAUAAGAAACCCCUAGAAUCUUUCUCUAGCUCAUCGGAUCAUAGCCUGAAAUCAAUAACUGCGAGUUCAAUAAGUCCAUCGACUACAUUGCCAAAUCUUAUACACAGAAGUUUGUCAUAUGAAGGUGGCAGCACAACAACAAUGGCCACUGACCAGCAACCAACAACUUUCAUCGCUAGUAUGUUUGAAGGGGGUUUGAUGGAUACUAGAAGGCCCAGUCUGCCCUCUAGCAUCUCUGAAAGGCUGAUGACUGGGUACUCCAGUCUGUCAGAUACUAGCAGGAAACUUCAGUCCAGCAGAAUUUCUUUACCUUCUGAUUUAGGCCAGCAUGCAAUUGCUAAUGGAAAACCAAGAACAAUCACAGCUUUUCCAGAUGUAUGGAAACGCAUACCAAAGGACCAGGGAAAAAUUAACCCACGACCUGGCAAGAUCAUCAUUUACGACAAGCCAAACUUCACCGGCUUUCAGAGAGAAAUUAGUUGUGAUGUGCCUGAUUGCUCGUCAUGGCCUUUUCCUGCUGUGAUUUCAGUGAGAGUUAUUCGAGGAUGCUGGGUGGCCUAUGAGAAGUCAGAUUUUAAUGGGAAGAAGUUCAUAUUUGGAGAGGAGGAUAUCGAGUUGAUGGAUCCCUGGUCAGAGGAAUUUGAAGAUGAGACUGAAGAUCCUGACUCCAAACCACCUCCUACCAAACCCAUCAUCAUCGGCUCCAUCAGGAGAGCAGUCAGGGACUACACCAUACCACAAAUAUCUUUGUUCCCAGAUGCCAAUGGCGAGGGGAAGAAGCUGUCAUUUUAUGGUGAAUCCGAGGAUAUUCGGAUAUUUGGGUUUCCCCCAAGAACAACUUCCAUCGUUGUGAAUUCUGGACUAUGGCUUGUUUACUCGGAACCUUUCUUCGAAGGCCAGCAGAGUACGCUGGAAGUGGGUGGCUAUCGAACACUGGAGGAAUGGAGAGCAGAGAAAGCACAAGUGGGAUCUCUGAUGCCAGUACAAAUGGGUCCGCCCAGGGUGGAGAAGCCUUACGAACCCAAGAUCAGCAUUUUUGAGAAACCGCACUUUACAGGGAGAAGCAGAGAAGUGUACAGUGACUCCUCAGACUUCCUGUCCAGAUAUCCCAACACUGGUGCUGCUCUCUCAAACGCUGGCUCCAUAAAGGUGUAUGGAGGAAUUUGGGUUGGCUACUCAAAGGAAGGUUUCAGGGGUCAUCAGUACCUCUUGGAAGAAGGCGAGUUCCUGGACUGGAGGUCAUGGGGUGGCUGCGAUGAGGAUUUAAAGUCACUUCGCGUCAUUCGGGCAGAUUUUUCAAACCCUGCGAUUGUUCUGAAUGAGAAUAAAGAUGACAAGGGGAAAGAUUCAUUCAUGAUGGUCGAAUCAGUCCCAGACCUGGAGCCAGCUGAUGUCGAUGAUAUAAUACAAUCCAUUCAUGUUUUGAGUGGAGUAUGGGUGGCCUACGAGGGUGUCAAUUAUUCUGGAUCUCAGUACAUUGUCGAGAAAGGAAUUUACAGGAACCCUCAGGACUGGGGUGCCCAGAACUGUAAGAUUAGCUCCCUGCACCCUAUCUUACAGGUGGAGCCAAUUGAUCAGCAGCUGAGACUAAAGAUAAAGGUCUACUCGGAGUCCGAAUUCAGUGGACGCUGCCUGAUACUUGAGAAGAAAAAGAUAGGAAUCCCAAGAGAAUUUAAGAUGCAAUCAUGCAGAGUUCUAAAUGGCAGCUGGGCAUUAUAUGAGGGCCAGGCCUAUGAUGGGAGAGUCUUUGUGGUUGGUGAAGGAGAGUACCCAGACCUGCAAUCGAUGGGCUGCAGGAUGACCACCCACAUACGAAGUGUCAAGGCCAUCCCACAUGUCUUCUCUGAGCCUUCAGUCACUUUAUGUAGCUUGGAGAACUUUGAAGGGAAAGAGAUUGAACUGAACUCGGAAGUGAAAAACCUGCUGUCUGAUGGCUACAACAACCUGGUUCUGUCUCUCCGUGUCAAUGGCGGUGUCUGGGUGCUCUACGAGUACAGCAACUUCCGAGGUCGCCAAGUGCUCCUGGAGCCCAUUGAGAUUUCAAACUGGCCCAAGUACAGUGGCUUCUCCAGGAUUGGAUCCUUAUCACCAGUCUCACAGAAACCUGCAUUUUUCCAAAUCAAGAACAAAGAGACGAAGGAUUUCCUGUCGGUUACUGUGUGUCAGGAGGAUGUAAAGUCCGGACGGGUCAUCGUCGCUUCUGAGAAUAAGGAGCUGGAGCAGAUCUGGUUCUAUGAGAACGGGUUGCUAAAACCCAAAUUUGCUCCGGACGUGAGCCUUCAAACCAUUGGCACAGUAACUGAUGCCGGCAGUAAGGUUGUGCUCUGGUCAGAGAAACGGAUACCGAGUCAUUGCUGGACAUUUGAAAUGAGUGGCACAAUCCAGAGCCUCUUGUAUGAGGGGCUUGUGCUCGACAUCAAAGGCGGCAAGUCUUACGACCGGGACAGUGCGAUGAUUUGUAAAAGUGACGAUGAGAAUCCAACCCAACAGUGGGAGAUUCAGAUGCUGUAGCAAUAUUAACGGAUGAAGAGCAAAUUGCUGGAACCUCACACAAGAAGCCAUCCUCCCCUCCAAUCACCCUCUCCACUGCUCCCUUUGACCCUUGCAGCGCCUCACUCUGGGAGGAGGGUGUUCUCCAUUUACCAACAGGCACCCUCUGAGAUUCAGGUUCUGUCUGCCCCGGGUGUGCGUGUGUGUGUGUGUGUGUGUUCCCACAUUACAGCUGCCUCCAUCUUUAUUGUCUCCUAUAUAUGUGGAGACUUCCCUCAGAGUGUUGAUGGUGGAAUGGGGAAGGGAGGAAAGAGGUUGGGCGAAGGAAAGGUGGACAGCAGGGGGCAAAAACCACCGAGAGGAGGGCCCCGGGUAGUUUCCUAAACUAACAUUUUAAUCCAUUGUGAGUUUGGAAAUCCUCACCAGAAACUCCAGCUUGAAUCCUGGGAGAGGGAGUGGGACUGAGUGAUCCAGGAGUCAGAGGGAACUGUGUAUAUAUUUUUUUAAGCGUUAUUGCAGUUUAAGUGCACUAGUCAUAAAUAAUUUGUCAAAAUUACCUCCACCCAUGUGUAACAUUCUCACUCUGCUACUAGAGGGAGGAGUGAACAGAUUUUAUUUUAAAUGGAUUGUUGUUUUGGGUACAAUGGCAGGCUGAGAAAUAUUACACACUGUCAAAAAUCACUGUCACAAACACCAGUAGGUUCUUGGGUUGUGGGUGAUGCGGGUGAGGCUGGCAUUUAUUGCCUGAGACCAUUCACAGUCUGCCACACAGAGUGGGACUGAAGUCACACGUAGGUCAGUCUGUAUGAAGAGGUUUGGUUCCCUGAAACAUCUUAAUGAAGCAGUUGGCUUUUUGCAACAAUCGUGUUGCUGUCUUCACAGACUGUUGCCAGUCACAAAUUAUCAACUUUAUUGAAUUCAAUUUUACAGACAAACUUUGUCAGAUUUGAACUCUUAACCUAUUGAUUAAUAGUCCAAAAUCAUGACCACAGAGUGUGAAGACAGCAACAUGGAACAGCGCCUGAUGAUGUGAUAUGGAAUAGCCAUACUGUAAUCCUAUUGGGUCAGUGUAGAGUAUAUCAAAGGCACUGUACAAAAUAGGGAGGGGGAGGUGAUGUGUUAUGAGACAGCCUUUUUGUAAAGCUGAGUUAUUUAAAAAUCCCAGAGGAAAACUUUAAACAACUGUUAUAACCUAUAUUUUAAGUGGCAUCUUUGAGAUGCA
Messenger RNA from Carcharodon carcharias (great white shark), 5506 nucleotides. RefSeq names its product beta/gamma crystallin domain-containing protein 2-like. Lineage: Eukaryota; Metazoa; Chordata; Chondrichthyes; Lamniformes; Lamnidae. Bases 1 to 4305 code for a protein of 1434 amino acids. The transcript is spliced from 20 exons. The record is from RefSeq and is a predicted model, not a curated record.